This is a messenger RNA of Camelus dromedarius (Arabian camel), 1148 nucleotides long. RefSeq names its product olfactory receptor 2AK2-like. The record is from RefSeq and is a predicted model, not a curated record. Gene Ontology annotation, cellular component: plasma membrane. Gene Ontology annotation, molecular function: olfactory receptor activity; G protein-coupled receptor activity. Gene Ontology annotation, biological process: G protein-coupled receptor signaling pathway; detection of chemical stimulus involved in sensory perception of smell. Lineage: Eukaryota; Metazoa; Chordata; Mammalia; Artiodactyla; Camelidae. The coding region runs from base 219 to 1148 and encodes 309 amino acids. The transcript has a single exon.
UAUACAUUCAGUAAUUUUUUAUUUUAGAAUUUGUUAAGUGGCUAUUGUUCAAUACACAAAGAUUUCAAGUGUAUUAAGUAGAGGAAGAUAUACCCACCUAUGUGAUUCAAGAAAAUUUUCUUACAUUUAAUAAACAUCAUUUUUUUCUCUUAAAGGGAAGUCAGUAUUGCUACAUGGAAUUCUUAAAUAUUGUCAGCUUUGGUAGUUUUAUUUAAGCCAUGAAAACAGAAAAUCAGACUAUUGAAACAGAUUUUAUAUUUCUUGGUCUUUUCCAAUAUGGUCCAAUGGACUCUUUCCUCUUCGUUGCCAUCGCCAUCCUGUUUUCAGUGGCUCUGAUGGGGAACAUCACACUGAUUCUUCUCAUUCGACUGGACCCCAGACUCCACACUCCAAUGUACUUUCUCCUCAGUCAGCUCUCUUUCAUCGACAUGAUGUACAUCUCCACCACUGUGCCCAAGAUGGCAGUUAACUUUCUGUCCAAUAGUAAGACCAUUACUUUUCUAGGCUGUGAGAUUCAGACAUUUGUGUUCUUGGUCCUUGGCGGAACUGAAGCCCUUCUUCUUGGGUUCAUGUCUUAUGAUCGCUACGUGGCCAUCUGUCAUCCUUUACGUUACCCUGUGCUCAUGAGCAAGAGGAUCUGUUGGUUCAUGGUCACGUGUGCGUGGACCAGUAGUUCUGUCAACUCUUUAAUUCAUACGGUGUAUGUGUUUCAACUUCCCUUCUGUACCUCUCGACUCGUCAACCACUUCUUCUGUGAAGUCCCAUCCCUGUUGCCAUUGGUGUGUCAGGACACUUCUCAGUAUGAACAUACGAUCCUCCUGAGCAGCCUUAUUAUUCUGUUGUUACCAUUCACGGCCAUUGUGGCUUCCUAUGCCUGUGUGCUCACUGUGGUUUUCCAGAUGAGUUCAGGAAAAGGACAGACAAAAGCGAUCUCCACCUGUUCCUCUCACCUGCUUGUGGCAAGUCUGUUCUACAUGACCACUCUCUCCACCUAUACCAGGCCUCACUCCGUGCAUUCACCUGAAGAGGAUAAGACAGUAGCUGUGUUUUACACAAUGAUUACACCUCUUCUGAACCCAUUCAUCUACAGCCUGAGGAAUAAAGAAGUUAUGGGGGCCUUGAGGAGACUAUUUGUAUGGAAAAUGUGA